GCUCAGGACCCUCUUUUUGAGGCCAAAGGGCCCACUAGUCACUUCGACCGGCCAACGUGUAGCACGUCCAUCGCCCGUGUAGCUGACUUUCUCAAAGCAGGAAGCUCUAGUUUUCGGGUCAUGGCGAUCUGUGCGGAAGCAGCGUCAUGGUCGGAGUCUGAAGCCUCCGAGGACACCGCUGCGACCUGGGCAGACCUGGGCAGCCCGCCGACCUGCGCAAGGUCGAGCAGCUGCAACCACUCCUUGGCCCAGGGGAAGGCGGAUUCACCUCAAGAUAGGAGGACCGGCAUCGUCUUGGAUUGGGAUGACACGCUCUUCCCUUUGACCCACGUCUACUGUGAUCUUCACCUAGACUUGCAGAAACCUUUAGAGGAGCAGAACAUUCCAGAGGCAAUGAAGGCACUCGUGGCCAAGAAAUUGCAAGCAUCUCGGGAAGAGGUGGCCAGGCUGCUAUCGCUGGCCACAUCCUUGGGCGAGGUCAUGAUCGUGACCUUGUCCAAGGACUCCUGGGUGGCGGAAUCGUCGCGGAACUUCUUCCCCGGGCUUCAGGAGAUGAUGACCUCCCUUGGUGUCCGUGUGAUUUGUGCCCAGGGCCCAUCCCAACGAGGCGAGUCCAUGUUAUCCUUUAGCAGCAGACUAAAAGCAGAGGCCAUUACCUCCGCCUGUAGCGAAGGCACUUGGCGGAGCCUGAUCUCCAUCGGCGACUCCGACUUCGAGCGCUUUGGUUGCCGGGCAGCGGCAGAGGAGCUCCAAAACAAACAGGAAUGCCCUGUCUUCACAAAGACAUUCAAGUCCAUGGAGAAGCCAACGGCAGAGGAGCUCACAAAACAGCUACGGCACAUCACUGAGUGGCUGCCACUCUUGGUGGCGAUCCCCAGUGAUGUGGACCUUGACCUGGUGGAUGUCGAGGACGAAAACAUCAAGGCGGUGUCGAUCUCCAACGGUGUGAACACGAUGCGGAGGUUCGAGGCGGACGAGUGAACGUUAUGACAUUUCUUUCUGUGAUCGCACAGUCAUCCCAUUGACAGACCAGUUUGUCGUGCUUUUUCUUUUUUCUGUUUUUUUUGAUGAACAUAGUCAACGGAGACAGUCUCACGGGUUGCUUCUGAAGAGGAGGGUGGUUUCCACUUCGCCAAAGGAACGCACAAGCACAAGCAGCUGGGGUGACCGUCAACGUGACCGAUGCGUGACCGGAUUUGCUGAGAGGUGUGAUGAGGAGAGAAGGGUUGGAUGUGGGAUGUCUUUCCUUGGAGACACACCUCUUGGCUGGCGGAAAUGCAAGUGACAACAGCCAACAUGUGACACUUGACACUUCAGUUCCCAGUCACCACCGCGGUGAGACGGGGCGCGCGGCGUCUCUCUCGGCUUCGGCGAAAUGAAACGCUGCGAGGCGGCGGAGGAAGCCCUGCGAGCCAGGACACCUUGAAGCCGUUGGGGCCCGCGUCUUUUCGAGCUGAGUGGCCAAGAGUUGGGUGUUCUUGUCUCGUCUCCCAGUGAAGAAAGUGCUUCAAGUUGGCCACUCGCAACCCCACGCCCACGCCGGCUUGGCCACUCGAGUGUGUUGAGCGAGUUCAAAAAGCUGCUUUCAGCAUCGCUCCACCGAGUGGUCCACCGGGGUUGGAGCCUCGCAAAGUCUUCGCCCUUGGUUUUGGCGAGCUCUUCCGACAGGUUGACUGGAUGGGCGCUUCGGCGGCGCUUCGGGUCGAGCGUUUGGGCGGUUCGGG
Molecule: messenger RNA, 1724 nt
Organism: Durusdinium trenchii
Lineage: Eukaryota; Dinophyceae; Suessiales; Symbiodiniaceae
Source: the annotation of a GenBank genome assembly